UUUUCCCGGUUUCGCGGCAUCUCACUUCACGUCUCGAAGGAAUCUUGUUUCUUGAACAAUUUUGCGUCCUAUUUUCACCAGUGAGGCCUUUUUCGGGCGCAAAAGAUGAUCUCCUGCCGUUUGUGCGAGUGUCCGGUAGUGGACGGAGGACUGGCGGCGUCCCAGGUUGACUUGGACAAAUUUGCCAAGUGGUGGUCAACCCAUUCAUCUGAAGAGCUCGACGGCGGCUUACUGAAAAACGACGUCUUUUGCUGCUUUUGCGUCUGGGAUGCGAGGUUUUUGCAUGAAAACUCUGAGAGAGAUGCUGACAAGGACAAAGGAUUACGAUGGUGGCCAGAAGGAAUGGUGAUUGGAUCCUGCCCUGCUUUGGAAAAGCACUAUCUGCGGAACGAUGAAUUAUUUGCCAAGCCGUGCUGGGUGAAGUUGACAAGGCUGAGUGAAGAGGAAAUUUCUGCAAAUGAAGCUGGACAAAGCUUGAAGGUUGGUGACCAGCUUUGCUGCUGGGUGUGCAAAAAGCAUUUCAAGUGUGAAGACAAGUUGGUGAAUCAUAUCCAAAGAUUCCAUAAGAAGAAGUGUGUGAGGUGCAACUUUUGCCCCACAUUCUUCAGGACCAACGCUGAGAAAUAUUUGCAUCAUAAAAAGGAACACGGGCAGAAAUCUGUCGAGGUCAAUUCGAUAAAAAUUCAGGGGCCUGAAAUGGCAUUGUCCAGUGGAAGUUGUGAAGAAAAAGUAGGUUCCUCAGACGGGCAUGGAAAAAUCGAAAAAAAUUCGACCGAAGAAAAAUUAGGUUGCAAAUUAUGCCCUAAUUUUUAUGAUGAAAGAAAAAUAUUGAUUCAACACAUGUCUCGUAGUCACAAAAAUGAAGAAUGGAGAAAAGAUUUUUUUAAAUCGGCCGGUAUUCAAUGCCAAAAGUGUAAUUUUGUGGCUGGUAACAAGGGGGCUCUGCAGCUUCAUUACACUAGGACCCAUUCUGACUUUUCGUAUGUUAAACGCACCCUUCUGUGCGAAUUGUGCCCAAAAAUGUUCUCAAAACGUGAAUCAUUGAUGGAACAUCUUUUCAAAAAACACGGAGCAAUCAAAGCAAGAUACAAGUGCACAAUAUGUGAUUACGCGUGUUUUCACAGAAACGUGCUUUUGCAUCAUAAAUGUAUGAAUAUCUCUGAAAGUUGCAUUAAGUGCUUGAAAUGCAAGUCGCAUGUGAGCAAUGGGAGAAAGCACAAGUGUUAUAGCAAAUAACAAGGUUGACAAGCACGCUAAUUUGUGGCUGAUCGCUUGCGCUCCCAAUUUUUCCAAACUCAAGCGCUCACGCUCGCGCUUUUUGGCACAUUUGGAUUUUUUUGGAAAAUUAAAUGCAGUGCUGAAAUCGUCAAAGGUUCUACAUUUAUCCUAAUUAAGAUCCACCCUAUUUCUUAAUUACUUUUAAUUGUAAUUUGGAUUUAUCAUCAGCAAGUUUUCUUUUGUUUGCCAUGGUGAAACAAUUUAAUGUCAAGUUAAGUGUAAAUGUUUUUUUUUUAUCUGUGUUAAUUAAAAAGUUUGAAAAUCCUACCCUUCAAGUUUAAUAGCAAGUUUCGGUUGAUUUUUUCCUCUCUCGCACAAUUUUACAUUAAUUUUCCCGUAUUUGAUACCAUCAACUUCAGGAAAAUGGCCCCCCAAGUUUCUAAAACUUUUGGGUUUCUUUGCGUUAUUUGACACUUUAUAAUUUCAAAUAAAGGUUUUGCAUUUUACAGUGGCAAAAUUUUCCCUUAUAUUUAUUGUAACAAUGUGGACAAAUAAACAACAAUAAUAAUAAUUAAUACAAUGUAUAUAUUUUUCAAUAAAUUUUAAAUAAUAAAAAACAUUGUAAAUAAGUAAUUUACG
Neocloeon triangulifer is the source of this 1857-nucleotide messenger RNA. RefSeq names its product zinc finger protein 181-like. Gene Ontology annotation, molecular function: DNA-binding transcription factor activity, RNA polymerase II-specific; RNA polymerase II transcription regulatory region sequence-specific DNA binding. The transcript is spliced from 3 exons. The record is from RefSeq and is a predicted model, not a curated record. Gene Ontology annotation, biological process: regulation of transcription by RNA polymerase II. The coding region runs from base 106 to 1236 and encodes 376 amino acids. Lineage: Eukaryota; Metazoa; Arthropoda; Insecta; Ephemeroptera; Baetidae. Gene Ontology annotation, cellular component: nucleus.